GCAGCACAAAGAGAAAGCCAAAGGAGGGUAGGGCCUGAAUGAAUGUGGAUGUUGAACAUAAUAAGUCAAAUAUGGACAAUGCAAACAAAGGCUUUGGCUUUUUAUUGUACACACAAGCAUACAAUGUGUCCUUCCACAGCAGCUCCAGCUUGACCACACAUUCCCAUCCAAAUUUGUAGAAAAUUUGGGGAAAAUACCUAUGCAGAGCACCACCUGCUUAUUUUUGAAAAUGUGAAAGAAAGAAGAAAUGAUAGGGGAAUGUGGAGGGACAAAUACAAGAACUGUCAAAGUGGCAGGAAAGACAAGACUGGCAAGGAAGAAGAGUGUUUUAAUGGAGAAAGCAUCUGAUAACUCUGUCUGUCCUCUUCCGACAAAUCCCUUGGAAACAAUGCCUGCCUUCUAUACAACUCUCUUGAUUCAAUGCUUCCUCUCGUGAACAAAUUUUACAAAGAAACCCACAAAUAUAUCUGAAUUUUUUUGUUACCUAAAGAUUACCUUCUCUUUCUUUUUCUUGGCCUCCUCAUUGUCUGUGCAUGCAGAGUACUAGAGGAGCUGAUUACCGAGUUUUGACAGCCUCAUGUGAUGUCAUGUGAAUCAUUAUUGAGGCUAAAAAAAUUGCCAUUGUUCGAGGAUCUGUGUAAGGAAUGAUGAGAACUUAGAGAUGGUAAUAAAUUCCAGAUGUGUUUAUUUUUAGCAGGGAAAGGAUUUGAAAGGUGGUGUGAAAAGGUUGCAGGGACUGUCUGACAUGGUGAUAAAAUAAGAUAUUUGGUCCGUGACACCCAAAAAAGGAGCUGGUCUUCAGAGGAGUUCUGCAAAUGUCAAUGGCUAGGCUGGUAGGGAAUAUGGCCUAGUUUUUUUAUUCUGUUUCAGGUUUAUAUUGAUUAGAACUCAGUAAAAAUUAGAGGGAGAGAGAGAGAGAGAGAAAGUGGCAGAGGAUGGGUUUGUUAAUGCAGAGAAGGAGGAGGAGGAGGCAGAUGAACAGGUUUAAUUUUAAGCAGGAGGUGACCACUUUCAGAGCUUUUUACUGGAUUGGAGUAUUGCUGUUCUCAACAUUAUUGUUCCUGGCUUGUUAUGGUGGAUCCUCUUCUUUCAUUGAACUCCCAGUUGCAGACCAUGAUGGACUCUACAGAGGAGUAGCUUUCAGGGAUUUUCAGCAAAACUACAGAAUUGGAGGAAGAAGAUUUCUGAGUGGACCAGGGUCCUCUCCACCUCGUUGCAUCUCCAAAUGUGGCAAGUGCACCCCAUGCAAGCCUGUUCAUGUGCCUGUACCACCAGGAACCCCUGUAACAGAAGAAUACUACCCAGAGGCGUGGAGAUGCAAAUGCGGUAACAAAUUAUACAUGCCCUGAUGUUACAAAUUACUGCCAACAUUAUAAUAAUAUAUCAUUCAUGACAGCAUCAUCAUAUACAAGUACUAUUACUCCAUGAUGGCAUAUAUAUAUACAAAAGGAAUCAGUACCACUGCUCAUCUUGUGGGGCUCGAUAAGGAUAUAUACACAGAACCUCCACAUGGUACUAUGCCUAGCACCUUGUCUUAUACCAGGCCUAUGUUUAAAAAGCUUGACUGUGCCUGUAAAUCUCUAUUAGUUUUACAAAUUCUUUGGUUCUUCAGAGCAAAAGGACAAAAUGCACUGUGUACUGAAUUUAUGAUAAGGCCUGCUUUUACAGACCCCUUUACAAAAUUUGGAUUGAUCAAUCAGUUCAUUCUGUAGAAAAUAUAUGGGAACCACAGUACUGUUAAGACUUUAAUCUUGACUUUCAGUUGAAGGUAAUUAAUCCCACUGUAAUUGCAUGUUUGAGUGUGCUAAGUUAAGUGUUGAGAAUCGAAAGCGAGGCUGGCAAAAGGCAAAUUAACAGUUUCAGGCAGCUGUACUUGCAUAGUUGUCGGAUUUAAAACCAACGGCUCUUCUUAAUGAAAGCCCAGUGUUUUCUGUCUUAUGUACAGUUGGAAAAAUUUGUCACUUACAUCAUGACUGAUACAUCACUGAAGUGCUGUUUUGUUUGAUUGUUUCUGGGUUAUUCCCAAAUUAAUAUGGGAUUAUAUGUAUCAUUAUCAUUGGAGAAUCCUAUGGGAUGUUUUCUCCAAGGAAGUUCAA
Cryptomeria japonica (Japanese cedar) is the source of this 2096-nucleotide messenger RNA. RefSeq lists its product as uncharacterized. The record is from RefSeq and is a predicted model, not a curated record. Lineage: Eukaryota; Viridiplantae; Streptophyta; Pinopsida; Cupressales; Cupressaceae. Bases 936 to 1349 code for a protein of 137 amino acids. The transcript is spliced from 3 exons. Gene Ontology annotation, biological process: stomatal complex development; guard cell differentiation.